ACAAGCCGAUUAUUUGUUUUGCCAGCAAAUUAGUACACUAAAAUAUAUACUAUAAAUGUCUAUCGUUGCCCCAGCGUAAACCUGUUGCUUGCAUCAACUUUAUAAUGACCUUUGUCUACGACAGAGUGCAGCGUUAAUGGUGUCGAUGUUUCUGGGAGGUGUCACAAUUCGGGAAGGGCAUUUGGCGACGCAGAUCCGAAGCCUCCUUAUCGCACCUCCGCAUUCGUUGCUCUCCCCUGGAAGCUAUCGCAUAUCUGCUGCUUCUGUAGCCAUCAUUUGUCUGCACAUCUUGAUCUUGAAGUCUGUAAUAAAGGCGGGUUUACGCGAUGGCUUCUUCUGCACUGCGCUGGCAGCGGUCUGCCUGCAUGUGGGCACGCCGGACCAGACCGCUAGUCCCCGGUGUUUGCCAGCUCCAUGUCAACAGCCGUCUGCUCUCCAAGGAGCAUUUCAAGGUUCUAGUGCUUGGAGGAGGGAGUGGAGGGAUCACGAUGAGUUCUCGCAUGAAGAGGAAGGUCGGGGCUGAGAAUGUGGCCGUUCUGGAGCCCAGCGAGAUGCACUAUUACCAGCCUCUGUGGACGCUAGUCGGUGCUGGAGCUAAGAAGGUCCAGAUCUCAGGGCGACCCACUGCCAGCGUGAUGCCGUCGGGGGUGACGUGGAUCAAAUCCCCGGUGCAGGAAAUUGACCCCGACAGGAACACGGUUCGCACUGGCGAUGGGAAGCAGAUAUCCUACCAGUACCUGAUCGUGGCCCUAGGACUUCAACUUCAGUAUGAAAAGAUCAAAGGUCUUCCGGAAGCUUUCAAAUACCCAGGCAUUGGGUCUAACUACUCCUUGCAGACAGUGAAUAAGACAUGGGAUGCUCUGCAGAACUUCAAAGAGGGCAAUGCCGUGUUCUCCUUCCCCAACACGCCCGUGAAGUGUGCCGGGGCACCGCAGAAGAUCAUGUACCUGUCGGACGCCUACCUGCGAAAGACUGGGAAACGGUCCAAGGCUAACAUCAUCUACAAUACAUCCCUGCCCGUGUUGUUUGGGGUUAAAAAGUAUGCAGACUGUUUGUGGGAGGUUGUCAAGAACCGUGACCUCCAGGUCAACCUCAGACACAAUCUCGUUGAAGUCAGAGCUGACAGACGGGAGGCUGUAUUCGAAAAGCUUGACAGCCCAGGGGAGACAGUGGUUUAUGAGUACGAAAUGCUCCAUGUGACCCCCCCGAUGGGACCCCCUGAGGUCUUAAAGGGCAACCCACUGGCAGACCAGGCUGGCUGGCUGGACGUAGACAAAGAUGUGCUUCAGCACAAGAGGUACCCCAACGUGUUUGGGAUCGGCGACUGCACCAACGUUCCCACAUCAAAGACGGCUGCAGCUGUUGCUGCUCAGUCUGCUGUUCUGGACAGAACCAUCUCCAGAGUGAUGAGGGGUGUCCUCCCAGAUAAGAAGUAUGAUGGUUACACGUCCUGCCCGCUGGUCACGAGCUACAACACAGUCAUCCUGGCCGAGUUUGACUAUAACGGACAGCCCCUAGAGACCUUCCCUAUUGACCAGGGCAAGGAGAGCAGAGUCAUGUAUCACAUGAAGGCCAACCUCAUGCCUCACCUCUACUGGCAAGGCCUCCUCAAGGGCCUGUGGGGUGGGCCUGGACCGUACAGGAAGAUCAUGCACCUGGGCAUGAAGUAGAACUCCCAGCAUGCGGAACAAAACUUAGCUUCUUUUUUUUGUAACCAAGGCCCUGAUCUUACUUCCUGGAAUGAAACCAACUUACCCAUAUUAAAAAAAGCUUAUUACUAAA
Messenger RNA from Brienomyrus brachyistius, 1782 nucleotides. It is a transcript of the gene sqor, whose product is annotated as sulfide quinone oxidoreductase. The record is from RefSeq and is a predicted model, not a curated record. The coding region runs from base 327 to 1670 and encodes 447 amino acids. Lineage: Eukaryota; Metazoa; Chordata; Actinopteri; Osteoglossiformes; Mormyridae. Gene Ontology annotation, molecular function: sulfide:quinone oxidoreductase activity; FAD binding. The transcript is spliced from 10 exons. Gene Ontology annotation, cellular component: mitochondrion.